Messenger RNA from Anolis sagrei ordinatus, 4646 nucleotides. RefSeq names its product 5-hydroxytryptamine receptor 1B (gene HTR1B). Lineage: Eukaryota; Metazoa; Chordata; Lepidosauria; Squamata; Anolidae. Gene Ontology annotation, molecular function: G protein-coupled serotonin receptor activity; dopamine neurotransmitter receptor activity, coupled via Gs. Gene Ontology annotation, biological process: adenylate cyclase-activating adrenergic receptor signaling pathway; vasoconstriction; bone remodeling. The record is from RefSeq and is a predicted model, not a curated record. Gene Ontology annotation, cellular component: plasma membrane.
GGCCACGAGUUGCCUGGCGGGGCUCGCGCAGAAGGGAGUGGGAGCGCGAGAGAGACAGAAGAGCGAGAGAGAGAGAGAGAGAGAGAGAAGCCGCCGAGAGAGAGAAGCUCGCGGUCACUUCGAGGCUGAGAAAACAGGGAGGUUCUGGCACAGCAGGACUCCGGAGGCAUCCCACCUGGGAGCUGUCCCUCUCCUGAAAAAGUUCUGGGACUGGGCAGCUUGAGGAGAGAGAGGAAGAGUGGAACUGAGGAAGAGGAGGAGGAGGCGGCGUCGGUGCCCUACCUGCCCUCCUUUUUCCUGCGUUUGGUCUCCCGGCCCACCCUCAAGUUCCCUCCAAAUAAAGUGGGAGAGAUGCACCGUCGGAGAAAAGGCUUCUGCCUCUGCUGCUUUCCUCUGAGGCUGGGAACUGACUGGGAAAGGCGCACCUGUUGAAGAGCCCUCCGUUUCCCGCCGGAGGGGGGUCUUCAGUGGCGCGCGCCAUGGCCCACCCGGGCGCGGGAGGCGUCCCGAUUGGCUGAGCCCGGCGCACGAGCUCUCUCCCCCUCGCGCCGCCCCUCCCUCUUAUUUGCCUCCUCCUCCUCCUGUGGAGAUGUGAGGGCGCUGCCCCAUUGGGGUCGCUGCGCCAGAAGUUGCCCGUCUUCUGAGGGCAUGGAGCAGUCCAGCCCUCUCUGCCAAGCAGACCUCGCCAGCCUGGAGGUUUCCCCCCACCAGCACGCCAAUGCCUCCUCUCCCUCCUCCCAGAACUGCAGCUGGCAAGAAAGCCCCGUCUACCAAGAUGGCACCCCACUCUCCUGGAAGGUUGUCCUCGCUGCCCUCUUGGCCCUCAUCACCUUGGCCACCAUGCUCUCCAACGCCUUUGUCAUUGCCACCGUCUACCAGAGCCGCAAGCUCCACUCACCUGCCAACUAUCUCAUCGCCUCCUUGGCCGUCACCGACCUCCUAGUCUCCAUUUUGGUCAUGCCCAUCAGCACCAUGUACACUGUGACCGGGAAGUGGACCUUGGGCCAAGUGGUCUGCGACAUUUGGCUCUCGUCGGACAUCACUUGUUGCACGGCUUCCAUCCUCCACUUGUGUGUGAUCGCUCUGGACAGGUAUUGGGCCAUCACCGAUGCAGUCGAGUACUCCACCAAAAGAACUCCCAAACGGGCCGCCGUCAUGAUUGCUCUGGUGUGGAUCUUCUCCAUCUCCAUCUCAAUGCCCCCGUUCUUCUGGCGCCAGUCCAAAGCCGAAGAGAUGGGCGACUGCAUGGUGAACACCGAUCACAUCUUGUACACGGUCUACUCCACGGUGGGCGCCUUCUACUUGCCUACCUUGCUGCUGAUCAUCCUCUACGGGAGGAUCUAUGUAGAAGCCAGGUCUAGAAUCCUGAAACAGACGCCAAAGAAGACGGGCAAAAGGUUGACCCGAGCUCACUUGAUAACGGAUUCCCCUGGUUCGACCUCCUCAGUCACCUCCAUAAACUGCAAGGCCUCUGAAGCUUCCAGUGAGACAGGGUCUCCGGUGUACAUGAACCAGGUCAAAGUGAAGGUAUCGGAUGCUUUGCUGGAAAAGAAGAAACUGACAGCUGCCAGAGAGCGGAAAGCUACCAAGACUCUAGGGAUUAUUUUAGGAGCCUUCAUCGUGUGCUGGCUGCCCUUCUUCAUCAUCACCUUGGUAUUGCCUAUUUGUAAAGACGCUUGCUGGUUCCACAUGGCCAUCUCUGACUUUUUCACAUGGCUGGGAUAUCUUAAUUCUUUGAUCAACCCCAUCAUCUACACCAUGUCCAACGAAGACUUCAAGCAGGCCUUUCAUAAAUUGGUACGGUUUCGAUGCACAAGCUGAAUUCUGAAGGCUUGAAUGCAUUCCAAGCCUUCAAAGACGAGAGCAGGAGGCUUGAAUGCAUUUUGUGUGUCUGAUUCUGCAGGUAGGUGGAUCAUUCUUACCCGUGUUACUGUCUCUCUGGAAAGCAAUAUCUGGAAUGGCACAAUGGAAUUCAGUGCAGGGGAGAAGCGUGCAAACAUAGUGUAGCUUCUCCUUCAGUGUUGAAGUAGCUAUAAAACCUCUGAGCCUUGGUUAGAGAUGCUAACACCACUUAACAAUUGCUGAAGGAAGUUAUUUGGGCCAUAAAAAAGAUUAUAUCUCCUGGAUUGUUAGAGCCAUUGUGGUAGGAGUUGGAGAGCUUUUUGGACAACUUCUUUGGAGACACCUCCUUCACCCAGCGUGACUUGAACUAAAAGUUUGUCAUCUGAUCUCCUCUGCCAGGAGAUUGUUGCCUCUCAGCCAUCUGUGUUUGAAAGCCCUUUGCCAAUGUUUCACUCCUUUUUUUCCUGCUAGCUUGCUUAAUUAAAGACUAUGCAGAGUGGACCGUAAGUGAAUUGCGCAUGCUGCUCAAAACCUUAGUAGUCAUACAGAGCAGAAAGACCUGGAAGAAUUGGCUCUGGUAGUCUGAAAAAGCUAAGCACUCCCUUACUUAUAGUUUAAAAGCCUUGGGAAAGAGUAAGGAAGUGAAUCAAAUACUGAAGAGCCCAGCAUGAGAAAAGCAACUCAUUCUUAUUUGUAGUUUUUGUACUGGUGUUGUCAUCUUUUUUGUUUAAUGACUUGUCGAAUUGUAACCAAUAAGUCAAAUAGUGUGUAUGUGUAUAUGUUUGUGUGUGAGUUCAUGCAUGUCGGUCUGCACACUUGAGAGCCAAAGCCAGCAAGCAGCUUUGUUAUUAUUUUUUGUUAGUACCUAUAUGUUCCUGACAUCUUGCUGAUGACUCAUGUACAGAGCUUCUGUUAAUUCACAUAUUAAUAUUAAUACAUAGAGACCAGUUAAUGCCAAACCUUCCUUUCUUAACGCAGUCUUUGCUUACAAGCUCAACAUUGUUAGUCUGUCUUAGAAAAGAAAAUCUGGUGUUUAUUCCCUAUGUUGAUGCUAAUCAAACUGCAGCUAUCAAGAUUAAAAUGACACAUUAAAUGAGCCUCAUUAUUUCUUUUAGAAAAAGAGCCUUCCCACCCCAGUGCAAAGCAAUUUUCCCUCGCUCUGAUUUUAUAAGCAUAUUCCUUCCACUUCAGCUCUCCGUGUCAUAUUAAGCACCUUAAGGGACCUGCUCUCUUUUCCAGAAAUACUUUUCCAGAAAUCUCUUUUCCAGUAGUGAAGAACUCAUGCAGUUUAAAAUUUCUUCGCCAUUGCUCCCUCUUCUUCUUACACCUCUACCCCACCCAGUCAGUUCUUCAGUCUUUUACAAAAGUGGAGGAAAGAUUUUAACCACAUGGCUCAACCAUAUUAUUCACCUGAUAAAACAGUAAGAAAAAUAACCGUUCCAGUGCUCAGAGAACUGUAAAGUUCCCCUUACAUUUGUUGUUGUGCAAAAGAUCAGAUUUGAACCGUACUUACUGCUUUGACUGAGCAGGGUAUUUAGAAAAUCAUGUUACAUCCUUCCUGUAUUCUGUAAUUCAUGUACGGGAGCCUGCUGAUAUCCCACAUCCCCAGACUUCAAGUUAGUGAACUUAUUUUGUAUCUCAUAUUUGGUAGAACCCAAAAUCCUCUGUAUUAAACUUGUUUCUCCUGUCCAUCCCCCUGCCACAGACUUCAGUUCUGUCCAUAGCUGAAAAAUGACCAUAUCUGCCCAUUACACAUUGUUGGUCACAAAAACAUGAAAGGCUUUGUCUAGAAUGUUACUAUUUGUCAGAAAACUAUGUUGUUUAUCUUCAUGAUGCCCCACACCGGACAUAUUUUGCUUUGUCUAUCUGUGAGGAUUAGCCAGGAAAUCCAAAUAAGGCUCCUUAUCAUAUGCUUUUACCUUUAUAUAAGGACACUAUUUGGAAAUAAAUAGCCAUUAUUCCUCUAGUGACAAAUUGCAUGUUUGUAUGUGUGUGUAAGAGUCACCUUUUACAUAGAGGGUCUAGAGCAGGCAUGGACAAACGUUGGCCCUUCAGGUGUUUAGGACUUUAACCGCCACUAUUGCUAACACCCUACCAGUUGUUAGAAAUGGUGGGAGUUGAAGUCCAAAACACCUGGAGGGCCGAAGUUUGCCCAGGCCUGCUCUAGAGAGUUCCAGAAAUUUUACCCUUCUGAGUGCAACAUCUUUCUUCUGCCACCUAAUGUUACACUAAUGGCAGCUGGUAGAACCAUGUCAGUGAGAUGCUGAAUAAUAUACUCAAUAUUUUCACCUAAAUUAUAAGAAGCCACCCAAGGCAUUGAGAUUAUUUUGAUGCUAGACUAUACAGAGAACUCCUUUAAAGUUUGGACUGGAAUCUGGAAUGGAUUUACCUCCCCAAUGACAUGGAACUAUGAGCUAAUAUUCUGUUGGAAGAACCACCUGAAGAGGCAUUACCGCAGCUCUGCUAUUAUACAAGAAUGAAAUUUCAGUGCCAUUUCCCCAUAGAAACAUGAUGGUUUACAGAAUAUCAUAAGUUAAAAACCCUGUUCCCAAACCUAACAGAUCCAUGUUCCAAGGGGAUUAAAGUCUAAGUGCUAUCAGAGAGGAGGCAAAGGCAAAGAAAAUAGAUGGAGGAAAAGGGAGAGAAAGCAAGAGAUAACAGAAUGAAUGUGAAGAAAUGCAAAAAUAUGCACUUGUUCUUUGUAUUGAAUCAAAAUGCAAUUGAAAUUGGGUUGGAUUUUAAAGACAUUUCCAUUCAGUUCUUUAAGAUGGUAUGCCAUUCACCUGAAAUGGGGGGGCGGGGGG